This is a messenger RNA of Arachis ipaensis, 884 nucleotides long. NCBI's taxonomy places the organism in Eukaryota, Viridiplantae, Streptophyta, Magnoliopsida, Fabales, Fabaceae. The record is from RefSeq and is a predicted model, not a curated record.
GUCCUUGAAAGAUACACGACUGAAUCAGGUUCGUCCUUCCGUCAAUUCGCUUGAUGACUUGGCUAACGUCUGCUGAUGUGUGACGUUAACUGCCACGCUGGCCGAGAAGGAAAACGACGCCGUUUUGAGUGGAUGCCCAGAUAGUCAUGAUUCAGCGUCGUUUUGUACGCAGAGUGGAUUCAAAACAAGGCCAACUCCGAGCUCUCUUCUCACCAGAAGAAGAUUUCAAAGUUGAUGACCACAUCGGCGUUGUCAUCGCCGGACUCACCGCCAACGGCCGCGUUCUCUCGCGCUACAUGCGCAACGAAUGCAUCAACUAUUCCUAUACCUACGAGUCUCCUCUUCCCGUUGGACGACUCGUCGUUCAGCUCGCUGACAAGGCUCAGGUUUGCACCCAGCGGUCAUGGAAACGUCCUUAUGGGGUUGGCCUCUUGGUCGGUGGAAUGGAUGAAUCAGGAGCUCACCUCUAUUAUAACUGUCCAAGUGGAAACUAUUUUGAAUAUCAGGCUUUUCGCUAUCUCUGCUGAGACAAUUAAGGGGACUAGUUCAGCCACUGCUAAGAAGCUUGUCAACUUUAUGACCUUCGUUCCUACUCUAGGUUUCAAGCCCCCAAGAAAGACUGAUAAAUGACUUUGAUUGGUGUUGAAAUGUAUUCUGGUUGAAUUUGUUUUUGUGUGAGGAUACUUUAUGUUUUUUUGCACAGGGCAAUUGAACUUCCAUUAUCAACAUUUUGGUUAUCUAUGUAAUUGAAAGUUGUACUAUGCCCUUUUAUUUUGUCUAGCAUACUUUGCUGUGGUUUGUAUCCUCAUGUAAAACCUUUUUAUUUUGCUCCUUAAGACAAUGUGACAACUAGCCUUCCAUGGCAACUCAAUGUUUAAGAGUAC